AAUCCAAUCUUUUUCGUCCACCAAGCAAACACUUCCUCUUCCUCCACCAACAAAAUCCAAAGCCUUUCCCUUUUCGUUCUCAAUCAUCGAAGCCGCCGUUCCGGGCGAGGAAUCGCCGGCGACGCACAUGACCCGGUCCACCUACGCCAACCCGGAUCCAAACAACGAAGACCAGACCCGCAAGGCAUCAUCCAGUACAGGCAUGAAGCUCAUUGUCCCCUUACAAGGCGUAGUUCAAGGGAGGGGCGGCCUAAUCCUGGGCUCACUCAUUCCUUGCGCUCUCUUCUACUUUCUGCAGUUCUACAAUAAACGACACCGUUCGCCUCGCCCUUCUUGCGGUUCCAAUCCUCUCACGCCCUCCACCUCAUCCCCCAACCUGGCCGAGCUACCCCGGACGUCUUCGCGCCUAAAUUUGUCCUCUCGUGGCUCCAUUGGGCGGGCCCACCUCUCAUCUAGGGCUAGCUCUAUUGCGAAGCCGAAUGAUUCUCCUUACUACAUUGGAAUGGAUAGGUUCCGAGACGACCCGUACGAUGAAUUGAAUAACCCGGAAGGGAUUAUGCACCUGGGAUUAGCUGAAAAUAGGUUAUCGCUGGAUUUGAUAGAGAAGUGGCUUUCAAAUAACUUGAACGGUUCUGCACUUGAAAGCCUUGGUGGUGGGUUGAAUAUUUCCGGAAUUGCUGCCUACCAGCCUUUUGAUGGAUUAAUGGAGCUGAAAGUGGCCAUGGCAGGUUUCAUGUCUGAGGUCAUGGGAAGAGCAGUUUCUUAUAAUCCAUCACAAAUGGUAUUAACUUCUGGUGCAACUCCUGCCGUUGAGAUACUGUCCUUUUGCUUAGCUGACCAGGGGAGUGCAUUUCUUAUUCCAACACCAUAUUACCCUGGGUUUGAUAGGGAUAUUAGAUGGCGAACUGGUAUAGAGUUAAUUCCUGUACACUGUCGUAGCUCUGAUGACUUCAUGCUGAGUAUGACAGCUAUGGAUCAAGCAUUUAACCAGGCUAGAAAGCGUGGGCAAAAAGUUCGUGGAAUACUCAUUUCCAACCCUUCCAACCCUGUUGGAAACCUGCUGACUAGAGAAGUGCUAUACGAUCUCUUAGAUUUUGCUAGAGAGAAAAACAUCCAUAUAAUCUCAGAUGAAAUAUUUGCUGGUUCUAAUUAUGGCGAUGAAGAGUUUGUAAGCAUGGCAGAAAUUCUAGACUUGGAAGAUUCUGACAGGGAAAGGGUUCAUAUAAUUUAUGGGCUGUCUAAAGACCUUAGUCUUCCAGGCUUCAGGGUUGGGGUAAUAUAUUCCUUCAAUGAGAAUGUUUUGGCUGCUUCAAGAAAGUUAACAAGAUUUUCAUCAGUUUCAGCUCCUACACAGAGGUUGCUAGUUUCAAUGCUUUCAGACACUAGAUUUAUUCGGGAUUUCCUCGAGGAAAAUAGAGAGAGAUUGCGGAGAAUGCAUGCCUUAUUUGUCACAGGUCUAAAUCAACUAGGAAUUGAAUGUACGAAGAGCAAUGCAGGUUUGUAUUGCUGGGUGAACAUGAGUAGAUUAAUCAACCCUUACAAUGAGAAGGGAGAGCUUGAGUUAUGGGAUAAACUCUUAACUGUAGCUAAGAUAAAUGUAACUCCUGGAUCAGCCUGCCAUUGUAUUGAACCUGGAUGGUUCAGGUGUUGCUUUGCAACUUUACAAGAGAAGGAUGUUCCUUUAGUUGUUGAAAGGAUAAAACGAGUUGUUGAAAGCUGUAAACCUCCUGCUUGAAGUGUUUUAGAGUUUUUAAUUAAUAUCAUUUUGCCUACUUGCC
This is a messenger RNA of Ipomoea triloba (trilobed morning glory), 1778 nucleotides long. RefSeq names its product probable aminotransferase ACS12. Bases 128 to 1735 code for a protein of 535 amino acids. Gene Ontology annotation, molecular function: L-aspartate:2-oxoglutarate transaminase activity; pyridoxal phosphate binding; aromatic-amino-acid:2-oxoglutarate transaminase activity. The transcript is spliced from 4 exons. NCBI's taxonomy places the organism in Eukaryota, Viridiplantae, Streptophyta, Magnoliopsida, Solanales, Convolvulaceae. Gene Ontology annotation, biological process: biosynthetic process; amino acid metabolic process. The record is from RefSeq and is a predicted model, not a curated record.